UUGCAGCUUAAUCCUUUGUGACCGGCUGCUGGAAAUUGGGGCUCGGGUGCGGCGGAUGCCGAUGUCGCUGCGUGCGCUUGAGCAGAUCAUGCAGAAAUAACAUGUUCCCAGCCUUGGAAAGCGAGCUCAAGCAGGAGACCCUUCCUGGCCCCUAUGAAAAUUUUAUGUUCCACCACCUCCAGUACUACGGCUACUUUAAAGCUCAGAGGGGCAGUGUACAGAACUCAAGCUCGGCCACACACCAUGUCUGGAAGAGCGGCUCUCGCUUCCUGUUGAAUGGCUCCUUUGGGGAAAGAGAUGAUUUGGUUCCGGAGACCCUGCCAAAAGAGAAACUCUUAUGUUCACUUAUGCAGAAUUCACCACUUCUUAAGAGCAGACAACUACUUUAUGAUGAGUUGAGUGACGUCAACCCACGCCUGCGAGAGCCCCGAGAUCUCUUUGCACUCUUCUCUAGCAACAGGCCACUGCUGGUUCCACGAUGGCCAAUAGAAUGUGAGGUCAUCAAAGAAAACAUUCAUCAUAUUGGUAAUGUGGCUUCUGGGAGGUGGUCUUGCUUCUCUGGCUCUACUACAGACCUAAGAGUUACCUGUCCUCCUUUGCCCACCGAAAAUUCCUAUUUCACCAGUUCCCGAGUGGGAGGCAAACGAGGAAUUAUCAAGGAACUCGCGGUCACGUUGGAAGGACCGGCGGAUAGCACUCUGCUGUUUGAGUCCAGGUUUGAGAGUGGGAAUCUGCAAAAAGCCGUCAGAGUAGACACCUACGAGUAUGAGCUUACGCUGAGAACCGACCUCUACACAAACAAGCAUACCCAGUGGUUUUAUUUUCGGGUUCAGAACACCAGGAAAGAUAUCACCUAUCGGUUCACCAUCGUCAACUUGCUGAAGCCCAAGAGCUUGUACGCCACAGGGAUGAAGCCGCUCAUGUACUCGGAAUUGGACGCCGACACCCGCGGUGUUGGCUGGAGGAGGGAGGGGGCCAACAUCAAGUACUACAAGAACAACACCAGCGACGAGAAGCAGCAGCCCUUCUUCUGCCUCACGUGGACCGUUCAGUUCCCGUACGACCAGGACACUUGCUUCUUCGCGCACUUCUACCCGUACACGUACACAGACCUGCAGUGCUACCUCCUGUCAGUGGUAAACAACCCUGGCCACUCUCAGAUCUGCAAGCUCCGAACCUUAUGCAGGAGCCUAGCCGGGAACACAGUCUACCUGCUGACCAUCACCAACCCAUCACGAAGCCCCCAAGAGGCGGCUGCCAAGAAAGCUGUGGUCUUCAGCGCCCGAGUCCACCCCGGGGAAAGCAACGGCUCCUGGAUUAUGAAAGGCUUCUUGGACUUUAUCCUUAGCAACUCGCCAGAUGCCCAGCUCCUCCGAGACAUCUUUGUCUUCAAGGUGGUGCCCAUGUUAAACCCGGACGGUGUAAUCGUGGGCAAUUACCGCUGCUCGUUGGCCGGGAGGGACUUGAACCGGCAUUAUAAGACCAUUCUGAAGGAGUCCUUCCCUUGCAUCUGGCACACCAGGAACAUGAUCAAGAGACUUCUUGAAGAAAGGGAGGUCCUGCUGUACUGCGAUUUCCACGGCCACAGCCGGAAGAACAAUAUCUUCCUGUAUGGCUGCAACAGCGAUGAUCGCAAGUACUGGCUUCACGAGCGAGUCUUCCCUCUGAUGCUAAGCAAGAACGUGCCGGAGAAGUUCUCUUUCCAUAGUUGUAACUUUAAGGUCCAGAAGUGCAAAGAAGGAACGGGACGGGUUGUGAUGUGGCGGAUGGGCAUCCUGUACAGCUACACCAUGGAGUCCACCUUUGGCGGGUCCACCCUAGGCAGUAAAAGAGACACUCACUUUACUCCCGAGGACCUGGAAUCCCUAGGCUAUCAUGUCUGUGAUACCCUCCUGGAUUUCUGUGACCCCGACCAAACCAAGUACACAAAGUGUCUAGCCGAGCUGGAAGAGCUCUUACAACAGGAAAUCCAUAAGAAAUUCAGUGACCUUGGAGGAGCCGUGAAUUUAGAGGAAAGCUGGAGGGACAUCUCUUUGUCUGACAUUGAAUCCAGCACCAGUGGGUCGGACAGCUCCUGCUCCGAUGGUCUCCCAGCCCAUCUACUGAGCAUAGCAGAUGAGCUGAACCAGAAGAAGAAGAUGUAUAAGAAGAAGAAGAUGAAGAAGCCGCUGCAGACCAGGGGACAGCGGGAUGAGCACUAUCAGAAGAACAAGUUGAGGCCGGAGUCGCGGCUACCCGAAGGUGGCCGGGAAAGGGCAGGGUUUGCUUCCACUCUGAAAAAGCAGGCUGCCUUUUCCCAGAAGUCCGAGGCUCCCAGCUCUUCAGUAAUGAGACAGAACAAACCAAGAUCGAAUGAGGCCUGCUCAAGCGGAAGAGGCCAGGGUGCCUCCCUGGAUCCCGCCAAGAUGCCCACCCUGCUCCUGAUGAAGAGUAAAGAGAGAACACAGAGCAGGAAGGCAGGCUUCCCAGGAUCCUGCCCCUUCGCCAAGAGAAGCACCAGCAGCAGCCAAGAGCCUGCGCCAGGCCUGAAACACACCUGGACCAGGAGCUCAUACCCUGUCAUCAAGAGAGGCCGCCCCACCAUGGCUACAUACCCGGCCUUGCACAUAUACACCUACCCGUAGCUGGGCAGGGCCAGCCUCCGAGUGGCGGGUUAAGACACCUUUUCUAGCGAGAGUUGUAGGGUUGGGCUUGGCGCUUCCCUGGAUUGUGCACACACCCUGCGGGUCCCUUACCUCUGUGCUUUGACUGUACAGUUGUCCUCCAGGGAGGACCUCCUAAAUUAUUUUUUUCAUAAAGUGAGAUUUUUCUUAACAAUCUAAAGCAAAGCGUCCUUUGUCAGAACCCCCAGGCCUCCGCGUCACCAGCGACAUUCUCCCCCACAGUAGGUGCCAGUGGAGUGCAAAUGAUC
This is a messenger RNA of Echinops telfairi (small Madagascar hedgehog), 2911 nucleotides long. It is a transcript of the gene AGBL2, whose product is annotated as AGBL carboxypeptidase 2. The coding region runs from base 102 to 2624 and encodes 840 amino acids. The record is from RefSeq and is a predicted model, not a curated record. Gene Ontology annotation, biological process: proteolysis. Lineage: Eukaryota; Metazoa; Chordata; Mammalia; Afrosoricida; Tenrecidae. The transcript has 15 exons. Gene Ontology annotation, molecular function: metallocarboxypeptidase activity; zinc ion binding.